Sphaeramia orbicularis (orbiculate cardinalfish) is the source of this 2658-nucleotide messenger RNA. It is a transcript of the gene anos1b, whose product is annotated as anosmin 1b. Gene Ontology annotation, cellular component: extracellular region; cell surface. The record is from RefSeq and is a predicted model, not a curated record. The coding region runs from base 98 to 2287 and encodes 729 amino acids. The transcript is spliced from 15 exons. Gene Ontology annotation, biological process: neuron differentiation. Lineage: Eukaryota; Metazoa; Chordata; Actinopteri; Kurtiformes; Apogonidae. Gene Ontology annotation, molecular function: peptidase inhibitor activity; protein binding.
AUUCUGAACUUCAAUGGUCGCGAGGGCAGGAGGGUGACGGCUCGCGCAGGACAAACAAACCCGUGUGUGUUCGGCUUUACAGACCUUUCCCGGUACCAUGUCAUUCCGUCGAACCGGUCCGGUCCCCCCCCUCUUCCUCCCCCUCCUCCUCCUGUGCGCGCGGCUGGAGGUGACCGUCGCCCGCAGGAGUUCACCGGAGCACGAGGACGUCCAGCAGAAGGUCCAGAGCGCCAGGUGCGCGUCCAGGUGUCUGAGUCUGCACGUGACACAGCUGACCGCCGCCUUCAGACACAUCCAGAGUGACCAAGUCCUGGUUUGGUGUGAAAACCACAGGCGCUGUGCACAGUGCCUUCAGCCGUGCAAAGAACUGUGGGAAACCAGAAAAGUUUUGUCUCCAAAGUCCUGUGAGAAACAGACAGAAUGUGUGACGAGUCGGGAGUUUCUGGCGUCUCUCAGGUUGUCUCGUCAGGGCGACUGCCCUCCGCCUCAGCGGGCCACCGGAUUCGCUGCAGCCUGUGUGGAGAGCUGCUCAUCCGACCAGCAUUGUCCCGCCCCCAGGAAGUGCUGCUCCAAUGGCUGUGGACACACCUGCCAAGCUCCUGCUAAUCUGUACAAAAGUGUUCCUCUGAAGCCUCGCAGAGAGAUGAGCUUUGUGGAGGAUUCUGAGGGUCGUGUGAGGGUCCUGUGGGUAUCAAAGUUCAACGUCAGCAUGGAGCCGGUCGUUUACGUUCUCCAGUCUCGCUGGAAUCUGGGCAUUCACCCCAGUGAAGACCAUGCCUCUCAGUGGACCACUGUCGCUAUGACCCUUUCUGAGGACGUGCUUCUGUCCGAUCUGAGGCCUCAGCGCUGGUAUCAGUUCAGGGUCGCUGCCAUCAACAGCCACGGCAGCCGAGGCUUCACCACGCCCAGCAAGCACUACAUCUCCAGCAAAGAUCCGUCACCUCCAGAACCUCCGCUGAAUAUCAGAGUGAGCAACCAGACUCUAGACUGGACUCCUUCAUCCCACUUCACUGAGAGCUCCAGAGGAAACGGGGUCACAGUGGGGGUCCUCGUACGCUGGGAGCCCCCCAGGGAGGGAGACCUGCCAGUGCACAACUACAGAGUCACCUGGAUGCCUCGACAAGCACACACGGCCAAUAAACACACACAUUCACUGCAUUCUGCACACACACGUACAGCGCACAACAACAUGCACACACACACACGGCUCACACACUUACAUCCACAAGGAGAGAGUAGAAAGGACAGCAGCAGCAGAGUGACUCAAGGGGCGCAGUGUGAGCUGUGGCUGCAGGCUCUGCAACCUGCUACUUCUUACUUCCUGUCCGUUCAGACGGUGGCCUACUGGGGUCAGAAGAGACUGAAGAGUCCCAAAGCACAUAUUUUAUUCACCACCGUCACUCAUACAGGAGAAGACUUCUCCAACGAGCUCCCCUCUUCCUCUUCCUCAUCUUCCUCAUCCCUUCCCUCCUCUCCUUCCCUUUCAUCUGCCUCCCCCUCCUCCUCUGACCAGACUCCUUCCUCUUCACUUCCUCACCCUGAAUCCUCCUUGAACCCCCUCACCCCUGGGACCCUGCGCCUGGAGGUGGCUGCUCCUCAUUACCAUAACAACCAGCUGCAGGUGAAGGUGUUCUGGAAGUGGCCUUAUCACGCCAGACAAAGACACGCUGGUCCAUACGUUCUGCGGUGGCGUCCACAUACCUGCAGUACUAAUGUUACAAGCAGCGAAACAACAGCGUCUGUGCAGGGCACACAUCACACCAUUACAGGCCUGCUGUUUGCCUGUAAGUACCGGGUUGCCGUGGCGAUGAAGGCUGACCCGGGGUCAGAAGCUGUUGCCUGGGUUACAACCCCGACUUGUGCUUCCGUCAGAGUCCGAGGAGGAAAACCUUUACCCUGCAACACCGAGGAGCACCUCCUGGUGGGCAGAAAAGUGGUACUGCGUCCUGAACGGCUCACAGCAGACUUCCAACAAGUCAACGGCACCCUGCUCACCACAUUUCGAUGGAGGAUGUCCCAGCAUGCACUGGAUCCAACAGCCGUCGAGGGAUUCCAGUUCACCUGGACGCUGCAGUCCGGUGUUACCACGGCAACGGAAGACCAGGAAGACACAGUUAUCUCUCAAACGCAGACAAUUGCACCGUCUCAGAGAUCAGUAACAGUUCAAGGUCUUCAAGGAGACAGCGUUUACCAGCUCCAGCUUCAGGUGUUAACAGCAGGGGGCAGCAUCGGCACCGCAGUGUCCAAGACCAUCCACACCCCAGCCAUGAACGCAACGCUCUGGUAGAUCCCAGCCCCACACAGCUGUCACCAUCUGCUGCAUCACUGCCAUUUCUAACAUAAAGGAAAAUAAAGUGAAGAUGAUCCCAUUCUCAUAAGAAAAGCAUUGGCUGUUUGAUUGUAUUGUUCCUCUUACUUUGCAAACACCUGGAAUGUUCUAAGCUUUUUCUAAUGGAAAAAUGAUUUGUACUGCAGUCAGUAAUCUGUCAGCUGACAAGAGGGUAAUGGCGUAAACCUGCGUUGUUUUUUUUAAUGUAAAAUAAUUGUAAAACAACAGUACAUGGUGUCAUUUUCACAUCAUUUGCACUCAGUACUCUCAGUUGGUUCACUUGUACCUUUAUAUCCCACUACUACGUCUUCACUCCUAAAAAAAAAAAA